Toxotes jaculatrix (banded archerfish) is the source of this 1968-nucleotide messenger RNA. It is a transcript of the gene gyg1b, whose product is annotated as glycogenin 1b. The transcript has 8 exons. Gene Ontology annotation, cellular component: cytoplasm. The record is from RefSeq and is a predicted model, not a curated record. NCBI's taxonomy places the organism in Eukaryota, Metazoa, Chordata, Actinopteri, Toxotidae. Bases 95 to 1108 code for a protein of 337 amino acids. Gene Ontology annotation, molecular function: glycosyltransferase activity.
CCACCUCUGUAUAUUUAGUAGGUCCUUUUCUCCACGCAAAGCGGCCGUGUCUUCAAGUCCGGGCUACAAAGUAGCUUCGACUUCUUCUUCAGUCAUGGCUGACCAGGCUUUUGUGACAUUGGCAACCAAUGACAGCUAUGCUCGGGGAGCCAUGGUUUUGGGCAAGUCCCUGCGCAACCACAACACAUCCAGGAAGCUGGUGGCACUCAUUGGUCCACAAAUAUCAGAGCCAUGCCAGUCUGUGCUGAAAAGAAUCUUUGAUGAGGUGAGGGUGGUGGACGUGCUGGACAGUGGCGACACAGCACACCUGGCCAUGAUGAAGAGGCCUGACCUGGGCGUCACCUUCACCAAACUCCACUGCUGGACUCUCACACAUUACUCCAAAUGUGUUUUCAUGGAUGCAGACACACUGGUGCUUUCAAAUAUAGAUGAGCUGUUUGACAGAGAAGAACUGUCAGCUGCUCCCGACCCUGGAUGGCCUGACUGUUUCAACUCUGGUGUGUUUGUUUUUUGUCCUUCUAUGGAGACUUAUGGCAAACUGCUUCAGUAUUGUACGGAACACGGCAGCUUUGACGGAGGAGACCAAGGUGUUUUGAACGGCUUCUUCAGCAGCUGGCCAACAGCUGACAUAUCAAAACACCUCCCCUUCAUCUACAACCUCAGCAGCAUAGCCAUCUACACUUACCUUCCAGCAUUCAAGCAAUACGGUGGCAAUGCCAAGGUGGUCCAUUUCCUAGGAAAGACCAAGCCGUGGAGUUACACAUUUGACCCCAAAACCAAACAGAUCACAGGGAGUAUCCAUGAGGCCACUGCACAUCCCACCUUCCUCCUGGACUGGUGGACCCUGUUCUCCAGUGCUGUGGUGCCCAUGCUGCAGGAGCAAUAUGGAGACCAGCCUUUUCACUCCGGAUGUGUGGAGUUCCAGCAUAGUGAAAUGGUCACUAUUGAGAGUGGACAGGGUGAAAGCUUCUCUUCACACGAACAAGCACUUCAACCCCAGCUGACCUCAGAACAACGGAAGGAGAAAUGGGAGCAAGGUCAGGCAGACUACAUGGGAAUGGACUCGUUUGAUAAUAUCAAGAGAAAGCUUGAUACUUUUCUCAAAUAAAGAAGGAAUGAAGUGGGAUAUCGGCAGAGCACUUGCAGUUUAACAAAGUCACCCCAGGUCAUUCAAGAAAAUAAUGUGAAACAGGGUUGGAUUUUUCCUCCCUACCGGUUUCUCAGCUACAAAUAAGCUGAGUCUCUCCCUCCACCAAUACCCUCUCCAUACUCCAAAGACAGUGCCAUUUAAAUGGGAAAUUUAAAGUCAAAUAUUAUGAAUGGCUUUAAUUGUCUAUGCAAGACUGUCAUUAUUCAGUUUACCCCGCCACAGGUAUCUGUUCUGCUACGCUGUGAAGAAAGUCAGGAAAAUUUUUUAAAACAUAAACUCAGAAUUUUUGUAGGUACUUGCAUUAAGAGUUAGCUUUUUUUUUUUUUUUUUUUUAACUCAGUGCUCUUUUUUUUUUUUUUUUUUUUUUUUAAAGGAGAUGGCAACAAAAGUUGAACUGGGCCUUAUGUAUCUGUGUUACUAAGCAUUUCAGUUACAUGUACAUUCUUAAUUUUUCCUUUUUUUUUACGAUACAGUCAUCUAGCAGUCCUCUGAGUAUUAAUAUUUUCUUUUCUCAGACGUUUAUUUCUCUUGCUUUUGAAUUGAAAACCCUCUGUUUAACAUAGAUAUAUAUAUAUAUAUAUAAACAUGUUUACAACAUUCUGAAGGCCAUAGUAUGGUCAUUUAGUAGCCAUACUUAUACAUUAGGUCCUCAGUGCCUUUUAGUGUCUUGCUCUCUCUACUGCCAUCAUCCUAUCUGUUCUUGAGUAGCAGCUUUUCAGUAGGUGAUUAGGUUUUUAACUUUCUUGCCUUUUACUUGACCAGGAUGUUGGCUGUACCACACAAUCUUUCAUCUGGAAAUAUUAAAAACAUGAAAAGUU